Messenger RNA from Guillardia theta CCMP2712, 510 nucleotides. RefSeq lists its product as hypothetical. The record is from RefSeq and is a predicted model, not a curated record. Gene Ontology annotation, biological process: protein deglycation, glyoxal removal; guanine deglycation, glyoxal removal. The annotation marks the transcript as partial. Gene Ontology annotation, cellular component: cytosol. Gene Ontology annotation, molecular function: protein deglycase activity. Lineage: Eukaryota; Cryptophyceae; Pyrenomonadales; Geminigeraceae. The transcript has 2 exons.
GUUCUUGUGUUUCUCUGCGAAGGAUUCGAGGAGAUCGAGACCGUCUCCCCCAUCGACAUCCUGCGCAGGGCAGGAGCUCAGGUGACUGUGGCGUCGUUGACGAAGGAUCUGCAUGUGAAGGGAAGAAGCAACAUCAUCAUGUCCGCUGACGUGGACCUGGAUGCCGUCAAGGAUCAAGACUUCGACUGCGUCCUCUGCCCCGGAGGCCCGGGGACGAAGCAUCUCCGAGAGGACGCCCGUGUGAUCAGCAUUGUGCAGAGGCACCAUCAGAAGUCUGUGAAGCUUGCGGCGAUCUGUGCUGCUCCUACGGUGUUGCAUCAGGCCGGGGUGCUGGGAUCCAAGUACACAGCCCACUUCUCGGUGAAGGAGACCAUCCCCGACAUCAUGGAGCAGGCGGUCGUUGUGGACGGCAACAUAAUCACGUCACGUGGGGCAGGGACGGCGACGGAGUUCGGACUAGCGGUGGUCAGGGAGCUCAUCUCCAAAGAGAAGUCAGACGAGGUUGCCAAG